Molecule: messenger RNA, 7624 nt
Organism: Pocillopora meandrina
Lineage: Eukaryota; Metazoa; Cnidaria; Anthozoa; Scleractinia; Pocilloporidae
Source: the annotation of a GenBank genome assembly
UAGCAGUGGAUCAGUGGACGAUGCGACUUUCGCUUACUACUUGUCUGACAUCACAAACACCUUCCUGCGUUUCGGAGGUGACCGCUAUCUGAAUACUAUCAACAAUCUUAAAAAAGUUGAUUUUUUGGAUGAGGAUCUUUGGGAAGAUUACCGAAAGCAAUUGAGAAACUGGAUGGGGGAUGAUGCCUCAGCCGAACACAAAUUAGGAGAAGGUAAAACAGUAAAAAAGGCCAGGAAUGAAGGGGACAUGGAGGGUUCAAUUGACAUUUCUGAGCAGAUUUCGGGAAGGGGAGGUCUGUGUAAUAUUUUAGUCCAUACUGAGUCAUUAAGUUACUCUGGUGUGUCAACAGUGUUUGACAAUUUCAGUUAUGGCUCAGUAAAGGCAAAGUAUGCUCCAGAGACCUUAAGAAUUUUUUUCCUUGCCAUUUAAAAAUUGUUCACCAGGGACCGUGCAGCAAGUUUUCGAGUGGGAGGGCUAAAGAAGAAUGCGUGAAGGAAAAUUUUUUUGUUAAGUUAUUUUUUGUUUAAUUUAUUUUUAUUCUUGCAAAAAAGUGGGGGGCGGGCUAAAGCCCCCCCCCAGCCCCUCCCUCUGCGCGGUCCCUGUUCAUCUGAGAAUCAAAACAGCAACCUGAUGUUUUGUAAAACUGCCUGCAAAUUUGCCUAAACUGGCAACUGGAAAUCUCACCAUUUAGAUUCUUACUUCUUAACAUAGCUGUUCAUAUGUACCUGAGGUUUAACAGAGUCUUGCCUCCCUUUUAUUUUUUAACCGAUCAGUUUCCACAAUGAGGAGCUACACACAAAAAAUGUAUUCUCUACUAAAAUGAUAUUUUUGAGGUUUGGUAAGCAACCUCAGCAGUCAAAUUCUCAACAAAUUUAAAGAAACAUUUUGAAUGGUUUUGUUACUCAUUGGAAUCUUAAACAAUUGUUAGAGGUAAAUCUUUUUACUUGAUUUUAAUAAGUGGAGGUGAAAAUCAUACUAUGGUUCCUGAAGUCCACUUCUUUGUUAAAGUGAAGGAACUUUCUCAAUUUUGUCACAAUAAAGUUAUUUGUCAGACUAGUGUUGUUGCCGAAAACAGUUUUCGUACUGUAUUGUCCUAAAGGAAAAAAUCCUUCAUAAGCAACGUUAUGUGUAUGUGCACAGGUGGUUAGUAUGUAGUACUUUAUUCUGUCUUUUAAAAUCACAUUUUUCCUUUACAGAGCCAGAACAUUGGAAGCAUGUACAUAAUGGAGCAGCAGAGACUGUGGAGAUCAGCUCACCAGAGCUCAGUAUUGACAUUCCGAACAUUUGUGAGCUUCCUUUAACCUCUCUUAAUUGGGAAGAUGUAAAGCUCCCUGUUGAUAUUGUGUUAUUCACAGUGGAAGAUGACGAGUUUUUAUCCUGUUUUGCCCACCUGAAGAAGCCCGAGAGGAGUUACCACAUCACUGUUGGUUUUGUAUACUUUGGUUUCAUGGAGGAUGAUUGGGGACACAAAAUUGAAACUGCUUUGAUGCGAUGCUCCAAAGGUCAUGAUGGUCCUGGAGGAGCUUUGUCUGCCGCAAAAGAUGCCAUCUUGCUUUUGAGGCCCAAGGCUCUAAUUUCUGUAGGUGCAUGCCGUGGGUUAAACAGCAAAAAGGUAAAGUUGGGAGAUAUAGUUGUGUCAUCAAAACUGAUAACACCUGCAUUCCAAAUUCCACCAGGAAGAAAUAUGAAUAAAGUUAUCAGAAAUAUAGCAGAUGGAUGGAAACCACCUUUGAAAAAUGCAAAUGGAUAUAAACCCAAGGUCCACUUGGGAGCGCUUCUUAGUAUCUCAGAGGCAAACAAAGACAUAAUUAGCCGAUAUCCUGAAGCAAUUGGAGUUGAAGAGGAAGCUGGAGGUGAGAAUCAUAAUAAUUAUAAAGAUGAGCCAGGGACUUUUCAGCAGUGUAUCAAAUUCCCCUUCCUUUUUGAACAUGUAGCCUGUGGGAAGUAAUUUCAAAAAGACCGUUCUGGAAUUGUCUUUGCUGGUCCAAGAAAUGACAUACGCUGUAUCAUAUAGAACAAAGACUCUGCAGGAAUAUAUAAUUAGUAUCAUUAGUGAUUUUGUGUCUUGCUUCAAGACCUUUUUGCUGUUCAGGGUGACUGAAAUUACAUCUUUCGCACAUAAUUAGUUUAAGUGGCAGAAAAAAAACAAAGAAGAGGGAAAAUCCUUAUGUCCUCAGCAAUUUAAACUUAUUGUUAGAAUUUUGCAAGUUCUAUCAGGUAGUUGUGCAUUGUCCACAAAAUUGUCAUCUGAAAGAUGUCGGGAGUAUCGUGUUAAAUAGGUUGAAGCUAGAGGAAUAGAAUUGCAGUCCCUGAUAAGUCUUUAUCAAGAGUUUGUCCAGUAAAAAUGAAGUUUUACUUUAUAGUCUCCAUACAAGGUUUUUUAAAUAAUCAGGUUCACAAACAAGCUUGGGUAUGACUUUCUCUGAAGUUCGUGUUUACAUAUGUUAAGGGUGCUGAUCUUAGUAAACUUUAAAUUUCAAAAUAGUGAUUUUAAUUAUAGAAACUAUAACCAAACAUAAACAAAUAUUCGUCUUUUUUUCCAGGAUUUUGGACUGCGGCCCAUGAUUUUAACAUAGAAUUGCUGAUAGUAAAGGGCAUUAAAGGCUUUGAAAAUAGUAGCCAUUCUUCCAGUGUGAAUUGGGAGAAAAUUGCUUGUGUGAUGGCAGCAUCUGUUGUGGCCAACAUAUUGAGUCAAGCAACCAUAUUCCAAGAUUGGCCUCACUUUAAUGCAGGUAUUACAUCUUGUGUCAGUCUUUCUUUUCUUUUUACAGAGAAAGAUCUAAUUUUUUAUCUUCCCGCGGUAUAUUCUUGUAUAUAUUGCAAAUGAAGAUGACUUAUUCAUAUUUGUGACAGUUCACAUAUGGGAAAUCUUAAUCUUCUCUCCUAAUUUUGGGUUCCCUUAAGUUUAAAAAGGCCUAUUUCGGUGUUUGGGUAGAAACUUAGGCUUACAUAAAGGGGUGUAAUGAUAAAUAACAGCUCAUUCCAUGAUGCAGGAAAAACCUAUAUUCCAUAGUUAGCUUAGUUCAUGUAGCACAACCGUAAGGUUAAAAAAUCAGAGGCUAAUGACAUCUGGAAAUGUGAUUAAAGUGGUUUAAUUUACAUGUGAAUCUAUAUAUAUAUAUAUAUUUGUGGGAGGAAAAAGACAAAUAAACUACAAGUUCAUCCCUACAGACCUGUUUCGUGGUUGCACACUCAUCAGAGGAUUUCCCUGAUGAGUGGAAUGAAUCCAGUGGAAUGAAUGAUGAAUCCCGUGAUGAGUGGGCAACCACGAAACAGGUUUAAAGGGAUGAACUUGUAGUUCAUUUGUCUUUUUCCUCCCACAAUAUAUACAUCGCUCUAUUUCUAUGUAUUGAGCACUGUUUUAUGAAAGUCAAAAUUUUACACUUUAUAUAUAUAUAUAUGUGUAUAUAUAUAUAUAUAUAUAUAUAUAUAUAUAUAAAUGUGAGGGUAAAGUCUACCUUGGCAUAAAGUGCUCAAUGCUGUGGUAUCAGAGCUAAGUAUACAUAAGUUAAAGAAGAGGACGCAUCGAUUCUCUGUAACUCUGAGUUUCGCGCAUAAGCACGAUUUUCGCGUUCUGCGCAAUAAAAAGCGCUGCUACAGCGCAUGUCUUAAGCGCGUUUUUUUUUUUUUUUUUAUUGUUACUCAACGCAGUCAGCUUCCUUUGUUCUGCAUUGUUUCGGAAAAAAAGGUUUUAUGUCUCAAAGUGCCGCCCCGAAGCAUCAAAUCAACAUUCGAUUAUCUUAACAUCUAAGGGACGCAAUGGCUACUGUUUCAAUGAAACGUUGAAAUGACCAGUCAUGAUUCCAACUAGAAUUUCGUAAAAUAAGGUUUUGAAAGUUCCUAAGAUGUGAAUAAUUGACUUGAUUCCAGCCUGAGACCGUGACAACUUUGUCUUAAGAAUUUGAAAUCACCAUGAAAGAUGCGACUUGAUCAAGAAGCUGGCUGUAUCGACUUUCGCCCGCGCGUCUUGUUCACUUUUAUUAAAAGCUGAAAGAUUUCUCAGUGCUUGUUUAAAUAAUUUAAUUGUUUCCUUCGGCGAGAUUUUUUUAUCGUGGAGAACUUUAAUGCGCAAAUCAACUCAGUUUUCGAAUGCGUGACUUGUAAUCGAAGACCUUAUCUCCAGAUCACUGUUUACUCUUCGAUUUUUGGUUCUUUAACCAAAAUAAGUUGAAGCAAACAAACGCUAAAACUGAGUGUUUUACAAAAUAUUUAUGUAAGUUAAAGCUAUCAAGGUAAAAAAAAAAAUAAUAUAGAUUUGUCUAUACAUUUCGCUGAUCAAGCUUACGCGAAUCCAGAUAAGAGUCCGUGGCCUUUCGACAAUCACGCCGAAGUAGUUCGUGUUAGAAAAUACUGGCAGGCAAGCUCUCUAAUCUAUCUAUUUUUUUCGAGAUCCAACGGCUUCUUGUCUGCUACUACACGGACGUUGCAUAUACCGCACUAGAAGAGCGGCAAAGUCCUUCGCCGACGUUACUGUAAACCGGAAUGCUCGGAUUUCAUAAGCGCCAAACGGAUCCACUUUGACCGGUGUUACACAGUGAAACUGAAUACAAAUGUGACGUGCGAAAUUUCGCGAAUUACUGCUUUCAUAGGAGCUGUUUUGCUUCGUUCGUACUUUUUAUUUACGGUUAAUGUUAUGUGAUGAUGAUCGUCAUGACAAUUUCAAUAGACGCUCGUUCUUGUUUGCUUUUGUGAAUAGAUAAGAGUUGAUAAUUGAUAGUUGAUAAUGAAGUUGGAGUUGAUAAUGAAUCGCUCAACAUUGCAGAUAAUAGAAAAACGGUAUCGCUUUCGCUUACAUUCCCACUUAAGAUUCAAGUAAAUAGAACGAAUCAGAUCGUUCGAACAGUAGCGGCGGUCUUGUCUACUUGUAAACAAAUAUGGUUUUAAGCUUGACGUUACCUGCAAACGGCGGUCUUGCCUACUUGUAAACAAAUAUGGUUUUAAGCUUGACGUUACCCGCUAGCGGCGGUCUUGCCUACUUGUAAACAAAUAUGGUUUUAAGCUUGACGUGACCCCUAAACGGCAGAAUGGAAUAAUUUCUUCCGUUAUCCUAUGAACCUGAAAUCAUCCUGGUAAAACAGUAGGAAAAUGUCAUCUGUUCCAGUAAAUUGGAAAUAAUUUCACGCAACUUUAAAGACGAAUGAAUGCAAACGAUUUCUUAUUCCAUGAUAAAAGAGAAGGGAAUGCUGUCGGUUUCAAUGGCUACCCCGUUCCACUCAUUAAGGUCCUCUAUUCAAUUUUCUUGAAAUGCUCUAAACAAACAUCAGCGAGUUUCUUACUCUAUACAAAAUAUUAAAAAUUAAAGGCAACUAGGGUGCAUAUAGGCCUAAAGUUCACUUUUGUAAAGUUGACUAUCACGUAGCAAGGUCAUGAAAUAUCAAGCAAGAGAUCACAGCCACAAGAAUUCAGCGGUUAGUCUCCUAAAAAUCGAUUACAAACUAACAAAGAAUGAUGCAUUCUCUAAAUGAAGGAUUAGAAUGAUCAAAACCAACUUCAAAAUUUGGUUUCGAUCUCUUCUUAUUUUAACGAUCCACUCUGCUCUCGUGUUUGCCUCUGAAGGAAGGGCAUGAAAGGAUAGAUAUUUGUUUUACCUCAAAUCAUUUGAACAUGAUGGAACACAACAGUGUGAUGCAGCCAUUUUGGAUGUUUGCGUGGUUAGCCUCACUUUAAAGCAAAGAUGGCGGAGGAGUGAGAACAGGGCGUGAAAUUAACUUUUUUUUCUGAUAGCCACUUGGCCCCUGAAUUCUUCAAAGUGGUAGCCAAUUCAAAAAAAGUUGGUCGCCAUUUUCAAAGACAAACAAAAUCUUUCUUUACGCUGUCAGCGUUCUAGAUAGACCCUCCAAAAUUAAGUCAGGGAAAAGAUCUUUGACGUGCUACAAAGUGGACACUAGGAUGUAUGAUAUACAACCUUCAGGCUCAUCUAAAUCCAAGAUGGCGUCUAGUUAUCGAUCGAGAUACAAGUGCUACGUUUUGGAAACAAACUAAACGAGGAAGUUUGCCGCGGAUUUAUCUUUGCAAAUUUAUUUAAUUCACUAUAUCUCUUGGUAAGGUUAUGAUGAAACGUUGUAAUCGCCAAUUUGGCGACUAACUUUCAGGAUUUGGUCGCCAAAGUGAAAAAUUUAGUCGCAUUGGUGCCUGUAUUAGGCGCAAUUUCACGCCCUGGAGAAGAGAGAAUUCAUAACAGCUUUUCCUUUGGGCCCAGGCAGUGUGCACACUCUGGUUGCGUUGCAGCGUGGUCACCUGCUCUGGGCCUGCGCUUUGCCUUUUCACCGACUGUUCUGCCCGACGAUCCCUUUUUCUUUUUUUGCUUUUUUUACGAGGAACGCCGUGGGCAUUUUGGAUGAAAUGUUGGUGGAAACUGCUUGAAAUGUCUUAAUCCUUCUGGAAGGUUUCUUUUCAAGGUCUUUGGUACUAAACGCCGCGAGCAUGUCUGCUCUUCCCUGCUUUUUGCGUAGUCUGAUCGGAUGGAAAACGAAAAUAAGAGAGCUCUGACCUGUUAUGGCUCCCAUUAUUACCUGAUGAAAUUUCUGAAUGUGUCACCCUCUUAUUUUCUGCCGACAUUACUGAAAAUUUUUUAACCUCUCAAGUACUAUUCCCCCAAACCUCGCUUUGGCGUUAAAAUUUGGUAACAAUCUCCUACACCUCAAGCGAUACUAAAGCAUAUAGGUUAUUUGCCUCUGGGUGAUUUUUAUUUUCCCUAAAUAUUUUAUGUGAAGCUUAUUAGUUAACAUCUCCCAAACUCGAUAUUUGAAUAUUUCAGAAUCUACACGUGACUUUGCAGCGGAUAUUUGUCUUAAUGCAUCUCUAUAUUACAAUGGUAUAUACCACACAACUGAAAAGCGCUUUUUGCCCUCACUGAUAAGCUAGUUCGGAAGUGAAUUGCAAGUCCUAUUCACCACCGAGCUGCCAAUGAGACAAAAUCGCGCAUUCAACCAUCUUCCGGUAUAUCGAAAGAAUUAAACUUAUUAGUUUGGUAUCUCUGUCGUACAUACUAAAACAGUUAUUCUCCUCUACUUUGGUUUAGCCAUGUUAAUUAUAAAGUCCUCGGUAAAUCGAAAUGUGGAAAAUGCUUCACAGUGUGUACUUUAAAACGAAAAAGGUACGCUUCACAGCCGUUAAUGAUGCAUAUGAUAGAUUCUAUUUUGGGUUUCUCCCAUCAAUCAAAGUAAGACCAAGAGUUCAAGGUCUGUAUUCUCUUAAAAACGUGUGUGUUAAUUUUCUUAUUCUCAAAGCAGCGUUAAAUAAGAAUCUGUAAUAGCUAAACCAUUUGCCCUUGUGUUCAUGUCAUUUAUCAAUAAUUUUCCUUUUUUUUUUUUUUUCCAGCCACAAGUCCCUGCUCUGCAGCCUCAACAGCAUGUACCGCUAAAUCCUAGUGUACUUUUCAUCUUUUUGCUUGAAUAAAAUGCCCGGUUUACGUGUGUACAAAAAUUAUAUCAUAUAUCAUCAUCAUCAUCAUCUAAGCUUUAUCCUUAAUUUUCUUUCUUGGUCCACCAAUAAAGCAGCGCGUCCAGAUUGCAAAGAGUUAUUAGUUGGGCUUCCAGUGGGAAAGCGCAAGUUUUAGAUUCGGCCAUAGUGUUCUUCUAUCUCCCUGAAAAGCAUUUUGAACAUUUCUGCGUAGGCUCCUAC